UGCAGCAGCAGCAGCCAGGUCCCGCCGCGAGACCACUCCCUGCGCGCGGAGCUGGAAGCACCUCAUCGUCAUUUCCAUGGCCGGAGCAGCGGCGUGGAGCGCGCACGACGCGCAGCCCGCCGCGUGGGCGCUGGCAGCGCCGCUCGCGACGCUGGGGCUCCUGCUGUGCGCGCGCGCCGCGGCGCGCCUGGCGCUGUGGCUGUACGCGGCGUUCCUGCGGCCCGCGAGGCCGCUGCGCCGGCGGUACGGCACGUGGGCCGUCGUGACGGGCGCCACCGACGGCAUCGGCCGCGCGCUGUCGUUCCGCCUGGCCGCGGCGGACCUCGGCCUCGUCCUUGUGGGCCGCAGCCCCGACAAGCUGGCCGCCGUGUCGGCCGAGGUGAAGGCCAGGCACCCCGGCGCCCAGGUGCGCACCUUCGUGCUCGACUUCGCCGGCGACGGCCUCGCCGCGAAGGUGGACGCGCUCGGGGAGUUCCUGGGGGAACUUGACAUCGGCGUGCUCGUGAACAACGCCGGCGCGUGCUACCCGUACGCGCGCUACUUCCACGAGGUGGACGAGGCGCUCGUGCGGAACCUGAUACGGCUCAACGUCGACGCCGUCACGCGGGUGACGCACGCCGUGCUCCCCGGCAUGGUGCGACGCGGGCGCGGCGCCGUGGUGAACAUCGGCUCCGGCGCCUCCGCUAUUCUGCCGUCCGACCCGCUCUACACAGUCUACGCCGCCACCAAGGCCUAUAUCGACCAAUUUUCAAGAUGCCUAUAUGUUGAGUACAGGAGCAAAGGCAUUGACGUGCAAUGCCAGGUACCAAUGUUAGUGGCCACAAAGAUGGCGUCCAUCAAGACUUCAUCCUUCUUUGUGCCAUCCCCCGAUACAUAUGCCCGUGCGGCUAUUCGCUACAUCGGGUAUGAACCGCGAUGCACACCAUAUUGGACACAUGCGCUAUUGUGGUUCCUCGGCUCCUUUGUGCCUGAGCCUGUCGCUGAUAAGAUGAUCCUCAACGUAGCACUAGAUGUUCGCACCAAGGGGCGGGCCAAAGACGCUAAGAGGAAGACACAUUAGCAACAAUGAGGCCUCAAGAUUAGUCGUAUCAUCUAUAUAACAUGUCCAUGGUAGUAGUAAUCAGGGAUUUCUUCCACAUACAUUUAUAUUGUAGUGUGUUGGUGUAAGAAAGUUAUUUCAUCUUGUGUUGUACAAGAAAUAAUCUAAGCAUGGACCAUAUGGUAAUCUUUCGUCUUGUAUUCAGCCUGGUAGGUCAUCAAAGUGUAUCAGCAAUACUAUUGGCAUGGAUAAACAUAAACAUUU
Sorghum bicolor (sorghum) is the source of this 1303-nucleotide messenger RNA. Its product is annotated as very-long-chain 3-oxoacyl-CoA reductase 1. Gene Ontology annotation, molecular function: ketoreductase activity. Bases 77 to 1060 code for a protein of 327 amino acids. The transcript is spliced from 3 exons. The record is from RefSeq and is a predicted model, not a curated record. NCBI's taxonomy places the organism in Eukaryota, Viridiplantae, Streptophyta, Magnoliopsida, Poales, Poaceae. Gene Ontology annotation, cellular component: endoplasmic reticulum.